AUGAGCUGAUGAAGAUAUCGUUGACAAGAGAAUGCUUUUGGGCUUUUGGUGCUAUCCUUGCACGUUUGAGGACUAACAAGGCCGAAGAGGGUAGAUUCUAGAUUUAAUUAUUGCAUUACUAACGAAUUUGAACAUCAUUGAGUUGAAAAUCUUACUAAGCUUAAUUUUAGCUCCUGGGUAAUGUCCAUAUUCAAACAUAAUUUGACUGAGUAA
Molecule: messenger RNA, 213 nt
Organism: Blepharisma stoltei
Lineage: Eukaryota; Ciliophora; Heterotrichea; Heterotrichida; Blepharismidae
Source: the annotation of a GenBank genome assembly